Mesoplodon densirostris (Blainville's beaked whale) is the source of this 465-nucleotide messenger RNA. RefSeq names its product interleukin 2 (gene IL2). Gene Ontology annotation, cellular component: extracellular region. The record is from RefSeq and is a predicted model, not a curated record. Bases 1 to 465 code for a protein of 154 amino acids. Lineage: Eukaryota; Metazoa; Chordata; Mammalia; Artiodactyla; Ziphiidae. Gene Ontology annotation, biological process: immune response. The transcript has 4 exons. Gene Ontology annotation, molecular function: growth factor activity; interleukin-2 receptor binding.
AUGUACAAGAUGCAACUCUUGUCUUGCAUUGCACUAACUCUUGCACUCGUGGCAAACGGUGCACCUACUUCAAGCUCUACGGAGAACACAAAGAAACAAGUGAAGUCAUUGCUGCAGGAUUUACAGUUGCUUUUGAAGGAAAUUAAUAAUUACGAGAACCUCAAGCUCUUCAGGAUGCUCACAUUUAAAUUUUACAUGCCCAAGAAGGCUACAGAAUUGAAACAUCUUCAGUGUCUAGCAGAAGAACUCAAACCUCUGGAGGAUGUGCUAAAUGUUGCUCAAAGCAAAACCCAGAACUCGAUAGAUAUCAAGGAUUUAAUGGACAAUAUCAACAGAAUAGUUUUGGCACUAAAGGGAUCUGAAACAAGAUUCACAUGUGAAUAUGAUGAUGAGACAGUAACCGCUGUAGAAUUUCUGAAAAAAUGGAUUACCUUUUGUCAAAGCAUCUACUCAACAAUGACUUGA